Fomitopsis serialis is the source of this 1263-nucleotide messenger RNA. RefSeq lists its product as uncharacterized. The record is from RefSeq and is a predicted model, not a curated record. NCBI's taxonomy places the organism in Eukaryota, Fungi, Basidiomycota, Agaricomycetes, Polyporales, Fomitopsidaceae. The transcript has 4 exons. Bases 201 to 1127 code for a protein of 308 amino acids.
UUUGGCCUUAAUGGUUCCUUCUGACAGUUCAGGGUCUCUAUCCCGUGAAUUGUUCACAACUCAGAUUCUUAGCCCCGUAUGCUCGGCGUCAGAAGUUGGAAUCGCCUGGCAGCGAGUGCUGUGGACAGUCACACGUGCAUGGUUUGGUAUAUAUACUUCACCUUGGGCUCGCUGCUGCUGCAGUCUGCCAUCCAUCUUGAAUGUCUCCUCCGACUACAUGCAGCGGGCCCCAUGCAGCCAUCCAGUACCGCCUAGCUCUCGAAUUAUUAUUGAUGAUCAAGGAGAACAUCGCCGAGCAUGACAUCCGUACACAUGUCUGUUUCUACACUGCUUGCCCUCAAUUUGCUGAGCUCUAUGGCUCUACGGCGGAGCGCAAUGCACUGUUCAAACGAGCGUGCUGGCUCAAUGGACUAGGCCUGUCAUUUGAAGAGAGCAACGAUAUGGAUGACGAGUGGACUAAUAUUGCUGUUCACACCAUCGAGGUCGAUGGCUUCUGCAAACAUCCGCAAUGCGGCCAAGCGCGACUGGAUAGCAAUGUCGAAGCCAUGCGGAGUGUUGGACUUGAUGCUCCAGGGAUGGAAAAUGGCCGGCUAAGCCUUAGACCCCAUGAAGGCUGGCGCACGGCGUCUGCUCAAACAGCGCUCGAUUAUAUCCACUUCGAAGUUCGAGGGGGCAUCCGGCAUGAGGUGGAGAACGCGCACCUGCAUCCGGUGUCCUCCAUACCGAGCGUGGCCACACCCAGAACAUGUCGCAUCGACCGUCACCCCAUCGUGGCGCGCAGCUAUGCGACGUUUCCUCCGGUUGCGCAACUACACUUUGAGUUCAUGCUGUACUUCCCUCAAAUUUGGAUCCAGCAGCUACGUGGUGUGACUGUCUGGAACGUUCAGAUGCAAUUCAUAGAGGCCCUGCUCGACGAGCCUCUCUACGUGUCCAACCUCCACGAGUUUCUGGCAGAGUUCGGAGAUAUGGUGCCUCCGCAAUGGUCGCCUCUCAAAGUAUGCAAAGAAAUAGGGACUGUGCGAAGCAUUUUCAAUUUCGUGACUAUUGCAAAGUGGUCCUACACAGGAAAAAGUUCGGAUGGACCGGUGUAUGAAUUUUGCCUUCGUCGGCUAUCAAGGGGCUCAUAGGAAGCGGGUCAUGGACUUUGUGACCGCAGCAUCAACUGUUAUUUAGUUUCGACUGGUAUGUACUAUGUAUGGUCGUCACUGUGUAGAGCCUACUCGCGAACAAACAAGAUCUAUUACGUGGCUGAGCGCUGGGUCC